This is a messenger RNA of Entrophospora sp. SA101, 170 nucleotides long. NCBI's taxonomy places the organism in Eukaryota, Fungi, Glomeromycota, Glomeromycetes, Entrophosporales, Entrophosporaceae. The record is from the annotation of a GenBank genome assembly.
AUAAAAUUGAACAGUCUACAUACAUUAUUGUGCUCACAAAGGAUGAAGAAAAAUUGUUCGAUCCCAUCACAACUGGAUGGAAAAUCAUAGUUUCUCAACUUUCAAAUAUGAAUGGUUCAAUUGAUUUAACAUUAGAAGAUGAGCCAACUCAAGUUUAUGAAGAAUAUUAA